CCGCCCACCCCCGCCCCUCAGCCCCCUCCUCCUACCUCCCGCAAGUGGGCGCAGAGUUCGCCGCGCGCCCUGGCAGCUGCCUCCAAAAUCUUGUGCCUCUGCGUCAGUUCCCCUUUGUCAACUUUCCAGAACCAUGGGGUUGGGACCCCAUCAUCCCAUGCUCAAACGGAUUUCGGGACUGUAUCUAGUCUGGCUGGGUGGCUUCACUUUUCUGGACUCAGCCAUUGUCCGCAGCGUGGGAUUGUUUUGAGACCAGCUAUUCCAGACAAGGGCGCUUGUAGGGGAUCAAAGUGACCCCACACAGGACUUUUCUGGAUCAUCUGCACUAGACCCAGGACUUUUCAGGAGCUUUGAGACUCUGGCUAUUGGACGUUUUAGGGGAUCAAAAAGUAUUGAUUCUAGAAUUUUCCUGGGAUCAUCUUCUUUCCAGGCAGAAGACUUUUUAGGGGCUCAGCGUCUCUGAUUUGUGAGGAGCAAGUUUGUCCAGAGUGAGAAAGUUUUGGAGAAGCCAACUUUUCUGGAUGGGGAGGGAGUUUGGCUCCAUUGGUUUGCUAGAAUCUACAUUUAUAAGUGAAUCAGGUUUUUUCCCAAGAUAAACUUAUUUUUGAGAUUAUUUUUCUAGGUUUGUAAAAAUGUUGGUCUGUUUUCUUUCUAGAUUGGGAAGAAAUCUGGGUUUAUUUUUUUGAGCUCAGGAUGAAAUUGGGUUUAUAUUUUUCUAAAUUGGGAGCUGAACUUGGAUUUAAUUUUCUUUCUAGGGUGGGAUGAAAUCAGUUUGAAUUUUUCUAGAUCGGGGGGGGAAAUUGAUCUUAUUUUUUCUGUCUCAGGGUGAAACCUGGAUUUAAUUUUUUCUAGAUUGGGGCAGGAAAAUCAGGGUUUCAUGUUUCCAGAGUUGAGGGAAUUGGGGUGAAACAUUCCUCGACCAGGGAAAAUGGAGGAUUAAAGUUUUUGUGUUUAGGAGACAUUUUGGGGAGGGAGGGGGUUGAAUUUUUGCAGACUGAGAAAAACGUGUUUUUCCCUCCAGACAGGCAGAAAAUACAAUUUUCAUUUGUUCUAGAUGCAGCACAUUUAGGGGGGUCAUUUUCCAGAUUACAGAUGUUUUAUUUAAAUCUGAAGGGGGUUACUUUGCUUUUAAACUAGGGGAAGGUAGAGAAUUUUAGAAAAAUUGGGAAGGUAGAGAAUUUUAUUUUGCCAUACCAAAAAUUUAUCAGGUUAUUUUUCCAGACUCAAGUCAUUUCUUAGGACAUAAAUAUUCUUGUAGGUCAAAAUUUUGGGCUAUCUGGGGGUUGCUGAGUCUUGCCAAAUAGAGGAAAUGUUGAAGCAUUAAAUAUUCCCAGAUCGUGGUGGUUCAGGUGUCUGUCGAAGGAUUAUUUUUCUGGAAUUAUUUUUCCCGAUUGAGAAUUCCUCCCUUGGUGAUCAAGAUUUCACUUGGAGCCCAUAGUGGAUUUUACUCUGCAGAGGCAUUCUGGAUUGUCCUGAACCAUGGAAGUCUGGCUGCUUUGUUUUUGGAUUCCCCUCAGUCAGGCAGUGGAAGAGACUUUGCUGAACACCCGUCUGGAGACGUCGGAUCUGAAGUGGACGACAUACCCCCAAACUGAUGGCCAGUGGGAGGAGCUGAGUGGGCUGGACGAGGAACGCCAACAGUCGGUGCGCACCUUCGAGGUGUGUGCGGUGGAGGGGCCGGGCCAGGAGGCCUGGCUGCGCAGCAGGUUCGUGGGACGCCGGGAGGCGUCGUAUGUCUAUGCCGAGCUGCGCUAAUCUCUAUACCCCCUUCCCUGCCCCCAACCCCUGUUCCCAUCCGGCAGUGGGAGGAGCUGAGUGGGCUGGACGAGGAACGCCAACAGUCGGUGCGCACCUUCGAGGUGUGUGCGGUGGAGGGGCCGGGCCAGGAGGCCUGGCUGCGCAGCAGCUGCGCUACACGCCGAGCAUCUGACCCGCAAGCGGCCGGGCGCCGAGGCCACGGGCAAAGUCAACGUCAAGACGCUGAGGCUGGGGCCCCUUACCAAAGCUGGCUUCUACGUGGCCUUCCAGGACCAGGGGGCCUGCAUGGCACUGCUGGGUGUCCGCCUCUACUUCAAGAAGUGUCCGGGCACUGUGGUCCGCCUGGCCACCUUCCCCGAGACCGUGCCCCGGGAGCUAGUCAUGCCGGUGGGUGGCGCCUGCGUGGAUGGGGCUGUCCCAGCAGGCCCCGGGCCCCUCAGCAUGUACUGCCGGGAGGACGGACAUUGGGCAGACCAUACUCCCGCUGGUUGCGUUUGCCUGGCCGGGCAUCAGGUUGCUGAGCAGAAUACCCAGUGCCGAGCCUGUGCCCCCAUGUACUUCAAGGCCACACAGGGUGAAGGCUCUUGCCAGCUCUGCCCCUCCCAAAGCCACACCUUGGCAUCUGGCGCCACCAUCUGCUCCUGCCUCAGCGGGUACUUCCGCGCCAGUUCUGACUCCCCUGACUCUCCCUGCACCACGAGUGGGUGUCCGGGGGGGCUGCCCUGCCGGCGCUGCGCCCACCUGGCCUUCGACCCUGGUGUGGACAGGCUGUCGGAGCCAGGGGUGAAGGUCCAGGGGCUGCAGGCGUAUGUGACGUACACCUUUGAGAUCCAGGCUGUCAAUGGCGUGUCCGACCUGAGCCCCAAUCCGCCCCAGUCUGAGUCGGUCAACGUCACCACCAACAAGGACGUGCCCCUGCCCGUGGCUGAGAUCCUGCAGGCAUCUGUCUCCCCCAGUGGGAUGCUGCUGACCUGGCCGGUGCCCAGCCCCCUCAGCGGGCGCAUCCUUGACUAUGAGGUGAAAUACUAUGAGAAGGGUGCGGCGGGCGGGGGGGGGCCCAGGCUUGUGCUGCACCGUGGGGCACUGUAUGGGGUGCAGGUCCGCGCCCGCUCUGAGGCCGGCUACGGAGACUUCGGGCCAGAGAUUGUCUUCCCCACGCAGGGCAGCGGUGAGUCCCCUCUCCCCCAGCCUGGCUAUGCCAAGGAGAUCGAUGUCUCCUGUGUCAAGAUCGAGGAGGUGAUUGGAGCUGGAGAGUUUGGGGAGGUGUGCCGGGGCCGGCUUAAGGUGCCUGGGAAGAAAGAGGGUUGUGUGGCCAUCAAGACACUGAAGGGGGGCUACACGGAGCGCCAGCGCCGGGAAUUCCUCAGCGAGGCCAGCAUCAUGGGGCAGUUUGAGCACCCCAACAUCAUCCGGCUGGAGGGAGUGGUGACCAGCAGCACCCCGGUCAUGAUCCUCACCGAGUUCAUGGAGAACGGAGCCCUGGACUCCUUUCUCAGGCUGAAUGAGGGGCAGUUCACGCCUAUCCAGCUGGUGGGCAUGCUGCGCGGCAUUGCCUCCGGAAUGCGCUACCUGGCCGAGAUGAGUUACGUUCACCGGGAUCUGGCCGCCCGCAACAUCCUGGUCAACUGCAACCUGGUCUGCAAGGUCUCCGACUUCGGCCUGUCCCGCUUCCUGGAGGAGAACUCCUCUGACCCCACCUACACCAGCUCCCUGGGCGGGAAGAUCCCCAUUCGCUGGACAGCCCCUGAGGCCAUCGCCUUCCGCAAGUUCACCUCGGCCAGCGACGCCUGGAGCUACGGCAUUGUCAUGUGGGAGGUGAUGUCGUUUGGGGAGCGGCCCUACUGGGACAUGUCCAAUCAGGAUGUAAGUGUGUCCCCCCCCCUCCGCCGCCCUGGGCCAGAGCAGGUCUGUGUGGCUGUUAACCAGCUGCCACAUCUCAGAGGUGGCCGCAUCUCAGUGCACAAAGUUCCCAUCGAUUACUCCUUUCCUCUGUGUAUGAGCUGCGCUAUCGUCUCUCGCGAUGGUAGCGGGCCUUCCCACCCCCUGCUGGACCAGCGGGCCCCCCACUGUUCCUCCUUCAGCUCCAUUGGCGACUGGCUCCGUGCCCUCAACAUGGGCUGCUACGAGGAGAAAUUCAGCACCGCCGGGUUCAGCUCCUUCGAACUGGUCAGCCAGAUCUCAGCCGAGGACCUGCUCCGAAUUGGGGUAACGCUGGCUGGCCACCAGAAGAAGAUUCUCUCCAGCGUGCAGAACAUGCGUAACCAGAACAAAACGGCCCCGUCUGGAGGAGCUGCAGGGGGGCGAUUCUGACUGUCCUCCGACCCCUGGAGCUGGGACUUCACCGGAUCCUGGGUUACUAAUGGGACCCUGGUUGCACUGCAGGGCUUUUCCCCUGGAACUUGGGGGGGUCAAGCUUCUCCCACCCCUUCAGGGAUUGCACUUUGUAUAUUUGAGCAGGAAGAGUUUUGUCGUUGGGGAGGACAUGGCCUCUUGGUUGAGGGUUCCAAGAUGGCUGCCCUCUAACCAAGUCUCAAGAUGACUGAUGAGCUCUUUGGUCAAUGGCCAAGAUGGCUGCAGUUAAGUCAUCACCCAAGAUGGCUGCUCUUGCUUGGGGGUCCCUAGGCAAGUGCCGUGCAGUGCUCAUGCUCUCCUGAAGGCCAGCCAUUGGGUGUCUCCCAAGAUGACUAGUGGCUGGCUGGAAUGCCCUUUGUGUGGGGCAACCAACAUGGCUGAUGGAUGGCAGUGACUUCUGGAGAUGGCUGCCCGUUGAUAGUCCAGGUUCUCAAAAUGACUGCCUGUUGGACAAGGAAUGCAUGAUGGCUGCUCCGUGGGGGACACCAAAGCCAGGUGACCCUUAACAUGGACAUUCAAAAUGGCUGCACUGCAGUCAGGUGCAAGGCUGGCUGCCAGUGACCAACAUGGCCGCUCUUUCACUAGAAGCCUUAUCGUCUCCCCCCAAUAUUUGAGCGGUAGUGAUGUAAUGUAAUCAGGGUGCCCCCUCAUCUCCCCAAAGAUUGGGGGAUGUCUCCCUGGUAUCUACUUGAAUCUCAUCCCCUCUCCACCAUGGGGGGGGGGAACUAAAAAUAUGGGGUUGCCUCCCACAAAGCCAAAGAAUGACUGUCGUCAGUGAUGUCAUUGCUACUCAAUGAUGUAAUUGAUUUGGGAUAGCCAAUAUCAGCAAAAUCAGGGGUUGGGAGAUGCCACCAGCCAGCUGCCAUCUUGUGAUGUCAUAGGCAUCGGCAGUGAUGCCAUUGCUGUGGCUAUGUGAUGUCAUUGGGAGUGGCUAUGGCAGUGAUGAGAGAACUGGUGAAACGGAGGAUGGAUGAUGUCAGCGCCAGAUAACUCCAGGAAAGUAGUGUGUGGAAUCAUGAUGUCUGCAUAGGCAGCGUGUGAUCUCAUAGCCAUAUUGCAUAAUGAUGUCAUCAAUGCUAUUGUGUAACAUCAUCUCUGAAUCAUCUGGUGACAAGAUCAGACAGGAUUGUGAUGUCACUAUUACUAGCCUAUGAUGGAUGAUACUGUGCUACUGGAACUCUUGCCUACUCCCCCUGUGAUGUCAUUGAGCUGUGAGAUCAUGGUGGCUGGACCUUGGGGACGGGGGCAAUGUCAUGAUGUCAUUGUGAGGUCAGUACCUGGCACAGGGCUUUCACCUUCAUAUUGAAGGUGAAUUUAAUGUAUGUGUGCUGUGACUUGCUUUUGAACCAAAGUUUUGGGGGUGGAAUUGUGGGGGAGGUAAUUUCCCCUGCCAUUGAUCUCCCAACAAUGGGACCAGCCCCCUGCCCUGGAGCCAGGACAGCAUACAGGGCAUCAGGCUCUCCCCUGAGCCAGUGUGGAAUCGGGGUGUCCCCCACCCCUCAAAAUAAAGUGGGAUUAAAUCAAGUUAGAGGAAAUGCUUGGAGAUGGCACGUGAUUGGGAGAGCUGCCAAUUUUGCCUGGGGGUGGGGCCUCUGGGAUGGAGGGGCCUGGAUCAGGCUUGCCCCAGGCGCUGGGGGCUUGAUGAGACUAGAGAGACUCUGAACUGGGGCCUGGGAACUGGGUUCUCUCCCUGGCUCUGGGAUGUAGCUAGAACAGCUGCUGUUCCUGUGACCCAGGCAACCAGGACAGAAAGGGGAGGGGAGGAGGGAGGAAGGAAGCUGCCGCCCAGGCCCACCUCUACCCUUGGCACAGUGUGCGGACAAAAGGAAUCAGUGCUGGCGGGUGGGGUCCCCAGCGCCAUGAACCCCACCCAAGAGCUGGAAGAGAGCCCAGGAGUCCUGGCACCCUGCCCUGCUGUGGCCCACCAGCCCCUGCUCCUGCUAUUCAUGCCUUAUGCACUCAGUUGAUGUUUCCUUCCAUUUGCACGUGGGGGGAGGAGCAGGGAGGGUUGAUCUAUAAAAGGGAAAGUUUAUGCAUUUGCAGCAGGGAAUGUAAAUACAGUGACAGAGGGAGGGGUUGAGCUAGCAGGGUCUGUAGGU
This is a messenger RNA of Pelodiscus sinensis (Chinese soft-shelled turtle), 6209 nucleotides long. Lineage: Eukaryota; Metazoa; Chordata; Testudines; Trionychidae. The record is from RefSeq and is a predicted model, not a curated record.